CGGGGGCGGGGGGACGAGCAUCAAUCCUCGCGGAAGCUCUGUUCUUCAAAAGAAGGAAAAGGAGAACUCCCCGGUGGGCUCCAUGUGGGCCUAGGCCGGGUUCGCUUGGUCCGAGGGGGUCCGGCUGCCCUGGAUGCGGGGAGGGCGACACCAUCAGACCCCAGGCCGAGGGAAGGGAUUGCAUACCGGAGCACCCUGCUUUGUUUCUCCUGCCCGCCUUUUUCCUCUAAGCAGCCUUUGCUUCCGGCUCCAGCAAACCCCGAGUGCAGGGCUACCUCAGACACUUAAGUUUACAGCGUUGGGGGUUUCAGACCCCAAAAUAAGGUGUGCACCUCGAGACUCUAUUCCCUGUAGCCCUCACGCCUUGAACCGGCCCUAUCUAGCCUCUUGCUUCCAGCCUGUAAAGUACAAUGGAGCCAUUCAAACUUCUGCUUUCCGAAACCGGCCUUUGAUGGGAAUCGUGACAUCUGCCGCCCAUGCCUGCUCUCUUGUUACUGUUAGAUGCGCUCUUUCUCUGGGCGAUGUUGUAAAGGAGAAAAAGUGUUGUCCUGCACCCAACCCUGUCCUUAGAGCAGGAUUAUCGGGGUCGGAGUCAAUCCCUGGGGUUUCAGGGUGGGGCGGCGAGGACGCGGGUAGCGCUCCAUUAACCUGGUGAUGCAUCAGGCAAUAGCUGCUAAGUGUCCGCAGAGACUCAGCAGCGAGCUGCCGAGCAGGCCGCCUGCUGAUUGGUCUGAGUAAAUCACCAGUAGUGACGAUGAACCAGUGCCUGGAAGGACACAGCCUCCUGAGGGCGGGUGGUGCAGGGGCGGAAGCUGGGAUGCAGUCGCUGCCCGUUGGAACGUGAAGGAAAAUGCUAUCCAACGGGGUGUGCACAUCGACUGCCCAGCUUCCAGGGAAGGUGGCAGUGGUUACUGGUGCCAACACAGGCAUCGGGAAGGAGACAGCCAAAGAGCUGGCUCAAAGAGGAGCGCGUGUCUAUAUAGCUUGCCGGGAUGUGCAAAAGGGGGAAUUGGUGGCAAAAGAGAUCCAGACCGUGACAGGGAACCAACAGGUAUUCGUGCGGAAACUGGACUUGGCUGAUACUAAAUCUAUCCGAGCCUUCGCUGAGGGCUUCUUAGCAGACGAAAAGCAUCUCCACAUUUUGAUCAACAAUGCAGGAGUGAUGAUGUGUCCCUACUCCAAGACUGCAGAUGGCUUUGAGAUGCAUAUAGGAGUCAACCACUUGGGUCACUUCCUCUUGACCCAUCUGCUGCUAGAGAAGCUGAAGGAAUCAGCCCCAUCAAGGGUAGUGAACGUGUCUUCCUUAGCACAUGCCCUGGGAAGGAUCCAUUUCCAUAAUCUUCAGGGCGAGAAAUUCUACAGCUCAGGUCUGGCCUACUGCCAUAGCAAGUUAGCCAACAUUCUCUUCACCAAGGAACUGGCCCGGAGGCUAGAAGGCUCUGGCGUUUCCGUGUAUUCUGUACACCCUGGCACAGUCCACUCUGAAUUGGUUCGGCACUCAUUCUUCAUGAGAUGUAUGUGGCGGCUUUUCUCCUGCUUCAUCAAGACCCCUCAGCAGGGAGCCCAGACCAGCCUGCACUGUGCCUUAGCAGAAGGUCUUGAGAUCCUAAGUGGGAGUCAUUUCAGUGACUGCCGUGUGACGUGGGUCUCUGCCCAGGCUCGGAAUAUGACAAUAGCCAGGCGGCUAUGGGACGUCAGCUGUGACCUGCUGGGCAUCCCUCUGGAUUGACAGGUGGUGGCCGUUGGACCCAAGAGAAGUGUGCAGCAGACUACUCCGUGCUCCCUGCCAAAAUGACUCUCCUUCAGGGAGGCCAAACCUUAAGCACAAAGGGAGCAAACCUCUGGCCUUGGCAGCUUUCUGAGAGAAGCCUGUGCGCACUGCCAGGCAUCGCCACGCCUUGCAUCUGUCCAGAUCGACUUUGCUCCCCGCCUUGCCAGUUACUAGAGAUAUCACAGGACAAGUACCCCCUCGGGACCACCAGCUCAUCUGUUCCCUCUGAGAUGCACCACCUAGAAGAAUCUACGCUCUGGCAGGGUUGAUUUGUGGCAGUUUGGACUCGUUUCUACCCUCUCUGUUCACGGUGUAUUGUCUCCCAACCAAACAACCUUCACUUGGAGAGGGCCACGCUACAGCCUGAGCUGAAUCCAGGAGUGACGCUGGCUCACUUGGCUCAAGAGCAGGGCUUGUCCCUCACCUCUUAAGAAACCGUCGUAGGGCCAACAUCUGGAUUCUUUCAGGAAAUGUAACUGAAUCUGGAUUGUGCGAUGGCUCUCUCUCUCUCUGACAACCUAAAGCCACUGCUCAGACACGUUCCCAUGCCUAGACCAUGGAAGAGCUUCCUUUUCUAAGAAGUUUGGGGGUUUGGGAGGAUGGCAGAAAUAUGGGGAAAGGCAGAAAUAAAAAUGAAGUUUAAACUCUCAUUUCCCUGCUAUUUCUCUGACCAGCAAGGAGGUAAUGAAAGGAUCCGUUUGAGAAGGUAGGCCUCCUGACAUCAGCUACUGACCCCAGACCCAUGGAGGCCUCCUUUUUGUGCUGUAGUUUCUCUUUGGUGAUUGUUAUUGAAUAUAUGUGUUCCUAUGUACUUUUGCAGUUGGGAGUAUUUUCACAAAAUUUGAAGUAGCCACAAAGGAACAGUAUUAAACUGGACCCUGAUGCAGGUAAAUGAUCAGAGGUGGAGCAAGCCAGUGCCAUCCAGUCUUUGAUACAAAUGGCUAGAGCAGCAAGGGGAAGCAGAUUCUGUUUAUGUUGAUAACUACCCACCAAGAAGCACAUGGGUAGCAGGAAUUCAAAGAUAAUAGGCCUAGAAGGUAAUGAAGGAACUAAAGGAUUUUUUUUAAGCUGAAGAUGGUAAUAUCCAGCUGUAGAAUUAAGGGUGAGCACCCAAGUUAGCAAGGCUGACAGAGCACUAUCUUAAACACCAGUCAACCAAUGUGGCAGAAAAAAA
Molecule: messenger RNA, 2945 nt
Organism: Myotis davidii
Lineage: Eukaryota; Metazoa; Chordata; Mammalia; Chiroptera; Vespertilionidae
Gene: RDH11
Product: retinol dehydrogenase 11 (all-trans/9-cis/11-cis)
Exons: 7
Coding region: 851-1729 (292 amino acids)
Source: RefSeq, a predicted model, not a curated record